AUGGCUGAAGCUGAUAAUAUUUCCGCAAAAGCUAAAAGGUUUUUGGAAGAUGAAGACAAAGCAAAUAAGAGGUGCCUCAAAGGGUGGUGCAUUAAUCUCAGACAACAUUAUCGAUUCAGUAAGGAAGCAAAGAAGCAGACUCUGGCGAUUUCUAAUCAGCUCCAAGAAGCGGCAAAGAUUGAGAGUGUGUCAAUUCCUGCUCCUCCUUCGGGAAUUAUAUCAUCAUCCGAGGUAUUUUCUUCUGGCCCUUUUGAAUCUAGAAAUUCAAUUAAGAAGGAAAUCGUGAAGGCGUUAGUUGAUGAUGAUGGUGUCUACAUAAUUGGAAUAUGUGGGAUGGGGGGUGUGGGUAAAACCACACUAGUAAAAGAAAUGGGCAAACAAUUAAAAGAUGAAAAGAUAUAUGAUCCAGUAGUGAUGGCAGUUGUCUCUCAAACUCCUAGCAUAAUGAGGAUUCAAGGAGAAAUUGCUGACAUGUUAGGUGUAACGGCAUCUCUACCUGCUAAUUCUGAAAUAGAAAGAGCAAGUUUCUUAUCGGGGAGAAUCAUGGAGAAGAAGCGGAUUCUCGUAAUACUAGACGAUGUUUGGAGAAAAAUAAAGCUUGAUGAUAUUGGUAUUCCUUUUGGAGAAAGCCAUAGAGGUUGUAAAAUUGUAAUCACCUCUCGAAGCAUAAACGUCUGUGAUCAAAUGAAUUGUCAAAAGAAAUUUAUAGUUGAAACUUUGUCAAAACAAGAGUCUUGGGCCUUAUUCAAGGAGCUGGCUGGCACGAUUGUUGAAACUACUGAUAUAAAUCCAAUUGCAAGAGAUGUAGCUGCUAAAUGUGGCGGUUUGCCGAUUGCGAUUGUCACAGUAGCAGGGGCCUUAAAGGGGAAGAACAAGCAUGUGUGGAGCAAUGCGGCACGACAACUUCAAAAGUCCAACCCAACAAGCAUCCAAGGAAUGGAGGGAAUCGUGUUUUCAUCUUUGGAACUGAGCUUCAAUUAUCUAGAAAAUGUGGAAUCAAAAUCACUUUUCUUAUUUUGUAGCUUAUUUCCAGAGGACUACAGCAUUUCAGUUGAAGAUUUGGUUAGAUAUUGGAUGGGCUUGAGGUGGUUUGGAGAUACUGAUGAGACAACAGAAGAUGCUAGAGACAGAGUACAUGCUAUUGUAAAUACCAUCACCUCUUAUUUUCUCUUAAUUGAUGAUGGUGAAGAGCACGUUAAAAUGCAUGACGUUGUUCGUGAUUUUGCAAUAACUAUAGCCCCUAAAUACAACCGUAAGUUUAUGGUAAAAGCUGGAAUUGGUCUAAAAGAGUGGCCAAACAAAGAUACAUUUGAAGAUUUCACGUGUAUCUCAUUGAUGGCAAAUUAUAUUAGGGAGCUACCUAGUGGGUUGGAAUGUCCAAAACUGCAGGCUUUGUUACUGCAGAAUAAUAAUUUUCAGUUAGUUGUCCCUAGUAAUUUCUUUCAAGGUAUGAAAAAUCUUAGUGUUUUAGAUUUGAGUCAAACUGAACUCUUGUCAUUGCCUGAAUCACUUUCAUUUCUCUCAACAAUUAAAACACUAAAUCUUAGUGGUUGCAAGUUGGGUGACCUAUCAGUGAUUGGAAGUCUUAGUAAACUAGAGAUUCUUAGCCUUUUCAAAUCUUCUAUUCAAGAGAUCCCCGCUUCCUUUAGCCAAUUAAGUAAUCUCAAGUUAUUAGAUUUGAAUAAUUGUAAGGAGUUAACACUAAUAACUUGUGGUGUUAUACCCUCACUUAAAAAGUUAGAGGAGUUGUACAUUAAUGGAUUUAGGCAAUGGGAAUAUGAAAGUGAAAAUUUGAAAAGCAAUGCCAAUCUUGUUGAGUUAGAAGCCUUGUCCCGAUUGACUCAUUUAGAGAUUUUUAUUUCAAACCUUGACCUCUCACCAAAAUUGUUGGUAUUCCAAAAUAACCUAUCCAACUUUAAAUUAAGAAUAGGUUAUAGUGAAUAUUUUGAUGCUUCUAUGGAUGAGAGUAGAUACUCAAGAAAUAUGCUUGUCUCACAAACCAACAUUUCAAAAAUAUAUGACUGGGUUAAAGGUUUGCUCAAAAGAACCGAGAGGCUAUUUUUAGAGGAAAUUGCUAAUUUAGAGAGUAUUAGCCAUAACCUAGUUGAAGAAGGGUUCAAUGAAUUGAAGUAUCUUGAUAUCACAUCUUGUAAAUCAUUGGUGUAUAUAUUUGAUUGUAAAGAUAUUAAGAUUGCAGAGGGAGAAGCCAAGUUACUCUCAUCGUUAGAGUAUCUAAAAUUGGCAUUUUUGCCAGAGUUGUCACAUAUACGGAAUGGUGACCAUCAAUCCGUAAGCCUUUGUAGCUUGAAGAGAGUAGAACUUUGGUCAUGCGAUAAGUUGAUAAAACUAUUUUCACCAACUCUACUCCAAAGCCUUAUUUGUUUGGAAAAAAUAUAUAUAAAGGAUUGCAAUAAUUUAGAGGAGAUCUUUGAGAAGAAAGAAUCUUUGGAUGAGGAGUUAGACCACACCAUAACAUCCCCAAGUUUGGGAAACCUAACUUCUAUACAAAUAAUUAGGUGUCCUAAAUUAAAAAACCUCUUCACCCCUUCCAUUGUCAAAUGCCUGGUGAAGCUCAAAAGUCUUCAAAUAUGGAGAUGCUCAACAAUAGAAGAAAUAGUCACAAAUGAGAAAGGAGAAAAAGAAGCAUCAAUAGAGAGGAUAGUGUUUCCUAGUUUGUACGACAUGUCACUUGGAGGUCUAGGAAGCCUCACUUGUUUUAGCUCUGGGUCAUAUACUAUUGAAUACCCAGCAUUGGAGAUAUUACGUAUAUAUAGAUGUGGAAAAAUGAAGACCUUUGGUUAUGGAGAGCAAGUGGCACCCAAGCUUAACAAAGUGGUUGUAGGAUGGAAUAAAGAACGUUGGAAUAGCAACUUGAAUGCCACAGUGCAAGAGUUGUUCAAUGAACAGGAAGACGAAGAAGAAGAAUUUCCGAUGAAAGUUAUUGAGAUGUCAAUGCUAGAGAUUGUAAUAAUUUGGUUUGUUCUGUCAUUCCUAUGA
Messenger RNA from Pistacia vera, 2997 nucleotides. Its product is annotated as probable disease resistance protein At4g27220. The record is from RefSeq and is a predicted model, not a curated record. Lineage: Eukaryota; Viridiplantae; Streptophyta; Magnoliopsida; Sapindales; Anacardiaceae. The transcript is spliced from 2 exons. Gene Ontology annotation, molecular function: ADP binding; protein binding. The coding region runs from base 1 to 2997 and encodes 998 amino acids.